This is a messenger RNA of Tetranychus urticae (two-spotted spider mite), 2327 nucleotides long. RefSeq lists its product as uncharacterized. The record is from RefSeq and is a predicted model, not a curated record. NCBI's taxonomy places the organism in Eukaryota, Metazoa, Arthropoda, Arachnida, Trombidiformes, Tetranychidae.
CAAAUGUUUGUUGGGUUAAAAGUUCCACAAAAUGAAUUUCAUCAUAAUUUCACUUGUAAUCACCACUUUACUAUUUCAAUACAAUCAAGCCACUGAAAUAAGAACGAGUUCAUACGAUUUGCUGAUUAAAGCCAAUAUAACUCAUAAGGAAUCUAACAAUACUUGGUACUUGGCUGAAACAGUUUAUUUCAAGCCCUUAAUUCAUGGAGUAGUCAGGAUACAAAAGGGUGACAUCGAGAUGCAAGUUCAUUACAUUCUCAACAUUUCAAAAAGAGUCGUUAUUCUCGAUAAUCGUGCCAUGGAAAUGGAAAGUAUUCGCAAUUUCACUUGGGAUGGAGUACAGUUACCUGUACCAACAAUCAGAUUGAUCAAUAAACUGUUAAUGUUGGGUCCGGCUUAUUACUAUUCAUUGCUUGAUGCUUACAACUAUCAAGAGAAUGAAAACGAAAGAUCGUUGAAAUAUCGGAGUAAUAAUGAUGGUCAGUCAUUAUUUUGGGUCUACAAAUUCACAGCAAGUCUUACUCCUUGGGUUAUCAUAGGUGAAUUGGAUAACAUAACUAUUUAUAAUUCCUACAAUAGUCCUUUGAUUACCGUUAAAAUUGUCAAAGUUAUUGCUCUUGGUAGUGAAGUAAUAGCAGGUGGGCAGCAUUUUUAUGCUAGAUUCAAUGAAACUCUAACUGAUCACAUAAAUCAGUCGACAGUUGAUUUUCAGUUUGAUGCAGCUAAAAUGUAUCUAAUUUCAUGGAUCAAAUCCAAAAGAGCAGGAAUUGAAUAUGAACAAGUAGAUGACUUGAGAUCUGGUUUAAGAUUUACUUCAACAGCCGAUGGCUGUACAAUUCAAUCAAGCAAUCAGAAUGAAUCAUUCAAUUUUGCAAGCUCAAGCUUUCACAAGUUUUUCGGAAAAGCCUGGAUUUUUUAUUACACAAAAGAAAUUUUAUUCCCAAUCAAAUAUCAACACAGGGACAAGAUAAUCAUGGAUAAAAUGGAGUUAAACAAACAAAUUGGAAACUUUUCGCACGAUUUAGUGAUCACAACUCUUAGAGUGGCUAGAAUGCCCGGAAAUAUCUCAUCAGACGUGAUCUUACAAAAUCUCCAAAUUGAGCGUAAAUUUUAUAACAAGGAAAAUAAAUCUUCAUUGGAAUAUCGAUUGGUAAAAACUUUAAAAAUAUUCUUUUCUGGUUACACCAAAUUGAAUUAUGAGCCUGAACAUCAAGUUUACACUCUCAAUAACAAGUGUUUUCAAGAUGCAAAAAUGGAUGUUUUAAAACUUCGAUUAUCACCUUCAAAAAAUCUUUCUCCAAUCGAAACCUAUUCUUUGAUCAAUGAACUCGAUGAACUUAGUGAAAAUCUUAAGAUUUUAUUAUAUACCAAGCUUGGAAUGUUUUAUCUGAGGAUAAAAUCGGUUAGAUUUCAGUUUCAUGCCACUCAUCUAAUAGCCUCAGUCGAAAUUAUCGAAAGAUUUAAUUUCGUAGAUUUAUUAAGAAAAAGUUAUCGAAAGCUGGAUCUAUCUGGGUUCGUGACUGAUGUUUCAUCAGAUACUGAAAAUUGCUUGAAACUUGAAGCCAUGAAAAGCAAUGUCAGUAAAAUUAUCAGCUGUAAUGACAUUAGCCAUGGAUGCAUUGGAAUAACUCUUGACAAACCUUUGCCUGAGGAAAAUGAAAAUGGCUCGAACUGUGUUUUAUAUGACAAUUUGGAUAAAGCAUUGUAUAAACUUGUUCAAGAGCCAACACUAAAAGAAUUGAAAAUGUCAUACAAACAUCUGAAUGAAACGACGCUUUCCAUUGCGAAACUGAGCUUUAACUUGCAUGUGAUUGAUUCAUCGCAAAAUGAUAGCCAACUGCCAAUUGAUUCUUAUUCUUUUAACGAGAAAGUUUAUUGUGAAAAUUAUUUUGGAAACUAUAUAUUUUUUAUACUAAUUUUCGUCAUCAUUUGUAUAAUCAUUGGAUUCGUUGCAAUUUUAUGUAAAUCAUACCGACGAUCCGUUCGAAUCAGCUCAUCUCCGUCAAUUUCCCUGGCAGUUAUGAAAGAUUCACAAGAUUUUUUGAUGGAAAGAUGAUAACAUUAUCAAUAUCGAUUGGCAACUUAAAAUACUUAUUCAAAUCUCGAGACUUUGUGAAUAAAAUGAAGAGUCUUCGGAUCGUUAACAAAUUCAACAGAAAUUAUAAAAAAUUUUAUUUUGAUUUUCACGUUUAACCUAAAAAUGUUAUAAAUUCAAAUUAAUAUUUGUCCAUAAUUUUUUAAACAGAAAUUAAAUUGCACAGAAUGUCAAAUGUCAAUUAUUUUUUACACAAAAAAAUACUUAAUAAAAAAUGACGGUUAGUAACUGC